Penaeus vannamei (Pacific white shrimp) is the source of this 584-nucleotide messenger RNA. NCBI's taxonomy places the organism in Eukaryota, Metazoa, Arthropoda, Malacostraca, Decapoda, Penaeidae. The record is from RefSeq and is a predicted model, not a curated record.
AGAUAAGCUUAGGUUAGAACAGACGGGAAAAAAGUCACUCUUCUCUGUGUUUCAAUUGAGUGGCAACAGCGGAUAGAAAAAAAAGCGACAUGGCAACCCCCGACCCUCCCUUUCCUGACACCCUGGCUGGCUUCGGGUAUGAGUUCAAAGAUGGCCAGCUCAAAAACAUACAGACUGGAGACCCCUACGUCUUCGCUGUUCGCCCAGACGACCAAGCCUACAACCAGAGCUAUUACGAUGCCCUGGGAGAGCUCGUACUACAAGAGGUCUACAAACUGGUCAAGAGAGAGGCAGGCAUGGUCAAAGCCCCCAUACCCCUAGGCAGCAGACCAGAGGACCCCCAGACCUUCGUGUUUGUGUCCAGUGACUUCAUGACCAACCAUGACAAGAUCCUGGUCCUCAUACAGGGGAGUGGCGCCGUGAGGGCCGGCCAGUGGUCGAGGAAGCUGACCAUCAACAACAGCAUAGACGUGGGAACCCAGAUCCCAUACCUCCAACUUGCACGAAGAGAAGGCUAUGCUGUGCUGGUGCUGAACCCUAAUGACAAUUAUCGAGUGGUUAAUAACCAGAAACAGAUUAUUAAA